Molecule: messenger RNA, 2200 nt
Organism: Carlito syrichta (Philippine tarsier)
Lineage: Eukaryota; Metazoa; Chordata; Mammalia; Primates; Tarsiidae
Gene: ITGA9
Product: integrin subunit alpha 9
Exons: 17
Biological process (GO): cell adhesion mediated by integrin; cell-matrix adhesion; cell-cell adhesion
Cellular component (GO): external side of plasma membrane; integrin complex
Molecular function (GO): integrin binding
Source: RefSeq, a predicted model, not a curated record
AUGCGGGGCGCCCUGCUCGUGGCCAUUACUGUUAUUAACAACAGUAGCAACAGCAGCGAGCGUGUGUUCAGCGCUCGCCUCUCAAGCCGGUCUCACGGCUGGGGAAGGAGCCGCAGGCGGGCCGGGCUGGACCCUAAGCUGGCCCUUCCCGCGGUCGCGGCGGAUCUUGUCGGUGCAAGCCCGGACGCGGCGGAACUCGAGAUCGCAAAGCGGCGCGGCUCGUCGCCUCCGAGGGGCGGCGCCGACUGGGCCAUCGCAGGACCUCGGGAGACGGGGCACCCGGGAUGCAACCCCUUCCCCAGUUUUGGGGACUCCCGAGGUUGUAGGCGCCCACGGCGGUGGUUUCCAGCCUCUCCAGCACCGCUGCGGGGGGUGGGAGCGCGAGCCUUCCCGGGGCAGAAAGUCUGGGAUCCUGAGCGCUUUGGAGCCCGGAGGUCACCCUCCGCCCCUACAAGACCCUGGACGGAAGAGGAACAGAAGCCCCGGGACAUAGGGAAGGGGGAGGUGGGGACCCCCGAGCGACAGGGCCGGGUCCUGGUGGGUGCCCCGAAGGCAGAUUCCAAAUACAGCACUUCAGUGAAGUCCCCUGGGGCUGUGUUUAAGUGCCGUGUUCAUACCAACCCUGACCGGAGAUGUACCGAACUGGACAUGGCUCGAGGGAAGAGUCGGGGCACGCCCUGUGGGAAGACCUGCCGGGAAGACCGGGAUGAUGAGUGGAUGGGGGUGAGCCUGGCACGGCAGCCCAAAGCUGAUGGCCGCGUUUUGGCCUGUGCCCAUCGCUGGAAGAACAUCUACUAUGAAACAGAUCACAUCCUGCCCCAUGGAUUCUGCUACAUCAUCCCGUCCAACCUCCAGGCCAAAGGCAGGACGCUGAUCCCUUGCUAUGAAGAGUAUAAGAAGAAGUACGGAGAGGAACACGGCUCCUGUCAGGCUGGGAUAGCAGGCUUCUUCAUGGAGGAGCUGGUAGUGAUGGGUGCCCCAGGGUCGUUUUAUUGGGCUGGGACAGUCAAAGUGCUGAACCUCACAGACAACACCUAUUUUAAACUGAAUGAUGAAGCGAUCAUGAACAGGCGGUACACCUAUCUAGGUUAUGCAGUGACUGCAGGCCACUUCUCUCACUCAUCUACUACUGAUGUGGUAGGAGGUGCCCCACAGGAUGAAGGCAUCGGCAAGGUUUAUAUUUUUAGAGCUGACCGAAGAUCAGGCACCUUAAUUAAGAUUUUUCAGGCAUCAGGUAAAAAGAUGGGCUCUUACUUCGGCUCCUCCUUAUGCGCAGUUGACCUGAACAGGGAUGGCCUCUCCGAUCUGCUGGUGGGAGCCCCCAUGUUUUCUGAGAUCAGGGAUGAGGGGCAGGUCACCGUCUACAUCAACAGAGGAAAUGGAGCCCUCGAGGAGCAGCUGGCCCUGACUGGGGACUGUGCCUAUAAUGCACACUUUGGGGAGAGCAUCGCCAGCCUGGAUGACCUUGAUGAUGAUGGGUUCCCAGACGUGGCCAUUGGUGCACCCAAGGAGGACGACUUUGCAGGUGCUGUCUAUAUAUAUCAUGGUGAUGCCAGUGGGAUAGUCCCCCAGUACUCAAUGAAACUGUCUGGACGGAAGAUAAAUCCAGUUCUGCGGAUGUUUGGUCAGUCCAUAUCGGGAGGCAUUGAUAUGGAUGGAAAUGGCUAUCCUGAUGUCACUGUUGGAGCCUUCAUGUCUGAUAGCGUGGUUCUUCUAAGAGCAAGGCCGGUCAUCACCCUGGAUGUCUCCAUCUUCCUCCCAGGCUCCAUCAACAUCACGGCGCCUCAGUGUCACGAUGGACAGCAGGCUGUGAACUGCCUGAACAUCACCGCCUGCUUUCGCUUCCAUGGCAAACACGUUCCGGGAGAGAUUGGCCUGAAUUAUGUUCUGACGGCUGACGUGGCCAAAAAGGAGAAGGGUCAACUACCCAGGGUCUACUUUGUGUUGCUGGGAGAGACCGCAGGUCAGGUCUCGGAGAAGCUGCAGCUGACCCACAUGGAGGAGAUGUGUCGUCACUAUGUGGCCCAUGUGAAGGAUGGGAUGCCAAGAAGGUCUGGAGCUGGCAUUAUUCAUGUGUCUGACCAGAGACAAGCAGGCUACUUCCUGUCCUCCUCACCAGAAGGGGAGAGCCAGUUAGCAGCCAAGUUGGGAGUGGCUGCCAACCACUUUGCCACCACCUCUUUCAGGCUACUGCCACCAG